Messenger RNA from Trematomus bernacchii (emerald rockcod), 1606 nucleotides. It is a transcript of the gene rtbdn, whose product is annotated as retbindin. Gene Ontology annotation, cellular component: external side of plasma membrane. NCBI's taxonomy places the organism in Eukaryota, Metazoa, Chordata, Actinopteri, Perciformes, Nototheniidae. The transcript is spliced from 6 exons. The coding region runs from base 230 to 1063 and encodes 277 amino acids. The record is from RefSeq and is a predicted model, not a curated record. Gene Ontology annotation, molecular function: riboflavin binding; riboflavin transmembrane transporter activity; signaling receptor activity.
AUGGGGGGAGAGAGAGGGAGGGGGUGAGUUGCCUCGUUCGAAAGGGACUGAAAUGUCCUUCAUAUAAACCGGUGACAAAGUGGCGAGCAGCGGCCACACAGACAGCAGGAGACCGAGCACCGAGCAGCCGCUAGAUCCGCAGCGACACACCGGGGAGAAACACCCGAGAGGAAGCAACUAAUCCGGAGCAUUCAUCACAACACCGACAGACCUGUGAUUGGCUGUAGAGAUGGGUGUCACCUCUCGUCCACUGCUAUUGGCUGGAGCUUAUCUGUUGGCCGCUCUGAUUGGUGGAGCCCACUCAGAGGGGGUGUGUCUUCAAGACGCUAAGCACAAGGCCACGCCCAGUCCAGAGCCCAACCUGACGGAGUGUGGGCUGUACGCUGACAACAGCUGCUGCACAGAAGAAGACAUUCCGGACGUCUCCCAUGUUCCCUCGGCUCUCAACAAGAACAAACCCUGGGACAAGUGCGGUCCUCUGAGCUCUGAGUGUGAAGGUUUCCUGAAGCGAGUGUCAUGUUUCUACCGCUGCUCUCCGGACGCCGCGCGCUGGCCUCACCCUCAGAGACGCUCCUACAUCCAGGCGGUGCCGCUCUGCCACAGCUUCUGCAGGGACUGGUUUGACGCCUGCCGGAUGGACAUGACGUGCGCUCGUAACUGGGCCAGAGACCCCCGGGGACAGAACUGCACUGGAACCUGUGUGUCCUAUCAGCAGAUGUACCAGCACGGCAGGGACCUGUGUGAGAGUCUGUGGGGCGACGCCUUCCUGUCGGUGGAGGACGAGCCUGAAGACGCAGGAGAAACUGGAGGUGAAGGUGAAGGCGGGCGUCCGUGCGGCUGCCUGACCCUCAGCCCCUCAGAUAAAGAUGUGAUGGCCGCCCUCAGGGCUCAGCAGGACGACCCCGAGGAGCUGGACACCACCAAGACGGGCCUGCCUCAAUACCGCGCCCCGUGCCAGACCAAGCUGCCCCCCCAGGCCCGAGGGAACAGGAAGGGGAACUCGGUGCUGCGCAAACGCUCACUGGUGGUCGACGACGUGGAGGGGAGUGGAAGCGGCUUGUAGAGAAAGAGAGAUAUAUAUAUAGGGAUUACUGUGUAUCGAUCUGUCUCUAGAAAAUGGAGUCGCUCCUCUAACUAACUCAUAGACACACACUGUCCUCAUCGUUCUACAUUUAAUCAAUGGUUUUAAAUAACAUCUGGUGUAGGAUAGACACUAACAACCAGGAUUUUCAGCCAGGAUUUAAAACCAUUAAAGGUGCGUUCACACCGGAUGCUAAGCUAAUAUUAGCAUCGCUUUGACCAUUUGUGUUUACUAACGUCACUCAAACUAGACGCGGUGGCGAGGAGGCGGGGCUUAUCUCCAUGUAGAUACCAACAACAACAAGAUAAACAUACAUACGUAAUACACAUAUCAAAGAGAUGUAACUACAUAUACAACACAGUCUCACGGCAUUUCGUGUUAUAGUCACGAAAUUAAUCUAUUGAUUCGUGUUCACCAACAUGAUUUCGCCAUUUUUUUCGUGUCACACAGAACGAUUUUAAAAGCAAUGUAAAUAAUAACAAAUUAGAAGGAAAAAGACAUUUUAAAAAAUACAGAUUUCAGUAU